CCUUUUAUAGCCUAAGGCCAAAUUCUUACAGGUAAUCUCACAGCAACUUCUCUAAACACAGAUACUAUUGUAUGUAAAAGCACCCUUAAACUGUACUGGAGAUCAAAACAAUAACAAACAGGUUCUCUUAUUAGACAGAAGACGUGACUUGUCAAGUCACAUAUCUUUAGUGUGAGUUUGCGCUGGUUCCUCUCCUUGAUUCUGCUACCAAAUGUCUAUUAUACCAGUGUAGGCUGCUUGGAACAUCUAUUCCUUGAUGGUAUCAUGUUUCCAUCAUCAUUAAUGUGUGUGAUGGGUUUCUGGAAGUUUUCUUUAUUAAACAGUCAGAACAAAUGUAAAGAGUUGAACAAUGCUGAUUUAGAUGGACGAGGCAGUGACCAAAGCCUGAACAGCUUGCCCAGUGUCCGAACGGCUAGAUUUGCAUCUGAACGAUCAGUUGCUAGUUGGGCAGUAUCGUUUGAGAGGCUACUUCAAGAUCCUGUUGGGAUUGAAUAUUUUACGGAAUUUUUGAAUAAAGAAUACAGUGCUGAGAACAUACAUUUUUGGAAAUCUUGUGAAAAGUUCCAAACCAUUUCUGAAGAUGACCCAGAGCAGCUGUUGCAGGAGUCUCGACGGAUCUACAAUGAAUAUCUGUCAAGUAGCUCAUUGUGCCCAGUCAAUGUGGAUCAGCAGGCCCUUAUCACAGAAGAGAUGCUGAGCAAACCGUCUCCUCAUCUUUUCAAAUCGCAGCAACAACAGAUAUUCAAUCUGAUGAAGUUUGAUAGCUAUGCCCGCUUUGUGAAGUCUCCCCUGUACCAAGAAUGCAUGUUAUCAGAGGUAGAAGGACAUCCUUUGCCAACCAUUAGCUCCUCAUUCAAUAAUUUAACAGCAGGCUGCAGUGCUUUUGACCCUGGGGCAAUAAAGAAAAAGAAGCUAAGACCUGGGAAGUCUUUGCCUCUUGAUGUUGAGGCAACUGGCUCAGAUGGGAGUGAGGGUUCCAAGCUCAGAAGAUCAUUCAAGAAGAAGGAUAGGAGGGCAAAUGUUAGAGAUUCAUCUGAUAACAAUGAAGUCCUUACUCGACAUGAAUCUGAGGGAUCGCUCAAUUCUGCAACAAGCUUAGACCUAAUUUCAUCCUUCUCUGGAAAAUCUGAGAAUGAAAAUAGUCGCACUAACAGCUUGGAGCGUGAAACAGAGUGGAAGCAUAUCAAAUACUGCUGUGUCUACUUCCCAGAUGGCACAGCCUCCCUGACUGCUGUCAGACCUGGACUUAAUAUACGGGAAAUGCUGACCGGAGUCUGUGAGAAGCGAGGAUACAGUCCUUUUGAUGUGAAAGUAUAUCUAGCAGGGAAUAAUCAGAAAGCGCUGGCCCUGGAUCAGGACUGCAUGGUGCUAUCUGACCAGGAGGUGAGAUUGGAGAACAGGAUCAGUUUUGAGUUACAAAUUGAAUACCUGAAUAAAAAUUUGCGCAUUGUGGCCAGGCCCUCAAAGACAAUACAAGAGGCUUUACAAUCAAUUUUGAAGAAAUAUGGAUUGAAUAGCCAACAUUUUGUACUAAAAAAGAUGGGUGAAUCAGAAGCUGUAGACCAAGGCAAAUCUGUGACUCGAGUAGAAGGAUUGACUCUUAUUCUACACACAAUCACCGCAGAUGUGAAGGAUCCUAUACAAGCAGGAGGACAUAUGGUUGAAAAGCAAGUUAAGAAAGAAAAUGCAACGAAGGAGAAAAGUGUACUAAGUAUGCAAAGAGCAGAUCACCACCAUCGAGAAAACAAGGAACCUAGUCCUGCAAAUCAUGCUUCAUUUGCCAUCAAGUUUAAUAAACCUGGCCCAACAAAAAAUAGGCCUUAUCGAACCAACAAAGACAUUGAAGGACUGGUAGAGAUGCUAAACAGAGUCCAAAGCACUCGGGCAGAUGACCAGCGUGGGUUACUGUGUAAAGAGGACCUUGUUCUACCAGAAUUCUUGAAACUUCCAACUGAUGAAACAUGUGAUAGCUGCAAUAUGACUUGCUCCCACAGUGACCAAGAGCUACUAGAGACUGAUCUUCAUUUGGAAGUUGCUGCUGAAAAUUGCAGAGAACAGAAUCGUACUACAGACACCAGAUCUCCAUCACCAGAAACAGUGUGUUUAUCUCUGAUAGAAGAUAUUAACCCAUUAUCAGAAACCAGUUACAGCAAAGACACAACCCCUACAGGGACAAUUUCUGAUGUGUCUUUGGAAUCAACAGUCGUCGAUGGGAAAUCACAGACAGAGGAUAAUAACUGUGCGAUGUAAUUGCUACCAGUGUAUUUAUUAUUAUUACUUUACAUCACUCUCAGAAAGAAGAGUACUGUGUGCCAACAACUGUCUUGCUGCAGUAGUUCAGGAAAUUCAGAAUCUGCUACACUAGUAUGG
This is a messenger RNA of Rana temporaria (common frog), 2370 nucleotides long. It is a transcript of the gene RGS14, whose product is annotated as regulator of G protein signaling 14. Gene Ontology annotation, molecular function: GTPase activator activity. Bases 265 to 2250 code for a protein of 661 amino acids. NCBI's taxonomy places the organism in Eukaryota, Metazoa, Chordata, Amphibia, Anura, Ranidae. The record is from RefSeq and is a predicted model, not a curated record. The transcript is spliced from 14 exons. Gene Ontology annotation, biological process: signal transduction.